Molecule: messenger RNA, 4446 nt
Organism: Oreochromis aureus
Lineage: Eukaryota; Metazoa; Chordata; Actinopteri; Cichliformes; Cichlidae
Product: mucin-17
Exons: 4
Coding region: 1050-4301 (1083 amino acids)
Biological process (GO): negative regulation of nodal signaling pathway
Cellular component (GO): cytoplasm
Source: RefSeq, a predicted model, not a curated record
AUCUAACAUUGUUUGAAGUCACCUGACAAAACAGCAUUUUACACAAAAGGUGUUUUUCUAGUGAGGUUCUAAAGUAGAACAAAGACUCGCAGUUUUAAAUGUAAUGUAGUUAAAAUACUACUUUUCUAACAGAAACGUCAACGCAGGCAAAUAAAACUCUUCAUACUGGGUCACGUGGCUUCCUAUCUCAGCACUGCUCCCCAUCUUGCAGAGAUGAUAAAAUCUUGCAUAGCUGCAGCUUUUAAGAUGAAAUACGUUCAAGUUUCAAGUAUAGCCGAUGGAAAAAAAUAUGCAGCGCAUUAAAAGUUCAACUUUUCUACAUAAAAAAAUCAGUUUACAGGGUCAAAACAUGGGCUAAAAAGUGAAGCAGAAAAACGACCCUGCUGAUUAUGUGCACAGUGUGCUGCUCGGAGCGUGAGUGCUGGGGUGUUUUCUACUGCUAUAGUUGGAUGAACACUUGAGGAAACAGUGCAUCUGUCCUCUGCGAUCCUGCGCGCUGAAGUUGGACACUCUGGGAAUUUUCUUGCGUCCGUUCGAAAAAACUUGGUCGUCCAAUCCGUGUGCAGCUCCUGCACACUGGCUCCUCCUUCCCCUCUCCCUCUGCCUGCUCCCACAUGUAACGCUAUCGGUGCCUGUCUGUUGCAUUGUCUCAUUGGGGACGCAGCGCACGGAGUCCACCGCUGCGGACAACUCCGGCGGACCUGCGAGCUUUAAAGUGACAGGGGAGGGAAAAAAUGGAUAAUGUCGACCGGAAAUGAAAACCUGGGAUAGUAUGAGUCAUGGUUCGUUGAGGUGUCUUCAGUCUGCCGGUGGAUCCAUUAAUUCCAGCCCUGUGUCAGUCAGUCAGCGGGGCUGCCUGAAGCCGUGAGGCUGCACUGCACGUUAGAAUGAGCCGCUAUCGUUGAUGUUGCGUUAAACCAAGCAGCUGCUAUGUUGAAAUCCCUCAUUCGGACCUGUGUGGCUCUACCUGGUGCUGGACCCUAGCCCGUUCCUUCCCUUAUCCCCGUGUGCGGUAACUGAGCGGUGGUCAGCGGUGCGCCCUGAGGAGGAUGGCCGCCCGCCGCGGAUGCGUGAACUCGCUCUGGUCGGGCACCGAGCGCGUCCGCAUCGGAGAGCGCCUCAAAGCGACGCUGGCCGGGGUGCUGGAGCUGGAGGUGCUCAGGUGCAAACACCUGGAGAUGGUGGACGCCGCUCUGGAGGAUCGAGCGCCCGUUGCCGCCGAGGAUCCACGGGCGGCGGAGGAGGAGGAGGAGGAGGGAAGAGAGACCUCGGAAAGCGGCGCAAUGGAUGCCGAGCAUGGCUCUGCGACAUCCCGCCGGCAACAGGAUCCUUCUCCCUCUGACACUGCCUGUCAGAGCAGCCCAGAGGAAUGCGGAGGUAAUUCGGGGGACGGGGCGGCUCACCUCUCAUCGGGCAGAGGGAGUAGCUCACGUUGGUCCACUCUUUCCUGGGACGCUCCCUCUGACUUGCUUUCUCCCCCAACCCCGGACCUUAAUGGUAUGAUCCCCCUGGACAGCGACUCCAGACCUAGUUCAGGUUUCUAUUCAGUGAGCGGCAGCUCCCUGUCAGACUCUUGCUACUCUGUGUCCAGCGACGCAGCCCAUGGAGGACCAGUGGCCCCUGCCAGGCCCCUGAAGCUGUGGGAGCAGGUUCCUGUGUGUGCUGACAACACUGACCUCCUGUGGUCAGAAGGUGUAGUGCACCUGCAGCAACCUGUACUCCAGGACAGCCAGGAGGAUGCUGAACAAACAGAAGAGACGCCAGUUUCUGUCCCAAAUGACCUUGAAGCAACUGGUCUGAUCUUUCUGUCUGAACUUUGUUCAGGACUUGGCGAUUCCCUGAUUUCUUUCAUCCUUCCGCUCCUCAAUCCUUCAUCCUCCUCCUCCACCUCCUCCUCCCAAAAUUCAAAACUCCAGCUUGACUCCCGAUACUGCACAGACCUGAUGUCCCGUCGGACCAAAGAGGUUUACUCAUACCCAAGCCCACUGCAUGCUGUUGCCCUCCAAAGCCCCCUCUUCACCACCCAGAAUCCAGAACAGUCAGCCUCUGUGAGCCCUGAGGGACCCCAGCAUGAUGAACCCACAGAGUCAAACGCUGACACAGCUCUGCCUCUCCAGCCUCAGCAGCCUCCCACUCCGCCCUCCUUCACCCAGUUGGAGCAGUACAUCUCUCGUCUGGCUCGCCAGUACCACAGUCGGGCAAAAUCCACCUCUGAUCUCACCUCACCUGCCACCCCUGGGGCAGUCACACACAGAGGCCUUUGCACCCCUGGCAAAACUCACGGAUCCACCCAGUCUCUUUCUGCCUUCGAGAGCCGCAGCACACCCUCCACCCAGCCAGGCGUCAACAUCACACCCUCUAAGUCACUGCUAGGGAACUCAGCCAGAGUCAGCCUUAGCACCACCGGAAAAAAGGGCACCAGGAAUUCAAUCAACCUGGGAAAUCUUCCUUCAGCCACCGGAGAAGACUUAAACAUAAAUCUGCAUCUAAACCUCAACUUGAACCUGACUCCCGGUUUAAAUUCUGGCCAUGGGCUGGUGGACAAUCCCAGAAACGGAGCUCUGAGGAGAGACUUUGCUGCCAAUUCCACCGCUUCUGCCUCAUCACAUUCUUCUUCUACACCCACCCCAGCAAUGAGAUCUCGCCCUCGCAUUUCAACUUGUCCAAGCAGCCUGAGCCACCGCAGCUCCCUUGAGGUCCCACUGGCGUCUGGAGCCAGCUCUGGGUUUGGCUCAUCAGCCUUCUGUCGCUCAUUAGACUGGAGCAGUGGUGCUCCACCUGAGGCUGGACAGCCAGUGUUUGGCGCAAAUGCAGGAUCAGCUCCCGGAUCUCAGCGCAGCAGCUUGAUCCAGGAGUCCAACUCCAGUCCAAAGUUAAGUGAAGACUCACCCAUGGUGGAGGAGAUCUCCCGCCUCUCUGGCCUGUCUCGAGCUGUUGUAGUCGGACUCAUGGAACAAGGCGUGGAGCUAGAUAUUGACUGCUUCCCAACAGAUACUGCAGGUGAGGUGAGAGGCCACACUAAAACUCACCUGACAGCCCAAACAGAUCAGUCACAUGACUAUACUAGACUGACAGACUUGAAUCCCCAGAGACCAAUACAGCUGUCCCUCAGUGUCACCCAUUCUCCACAGUCUCAGUCCAGCCUCACCCCUCCUCUCUCACACUCCAGCAGCCCCAUACACCCCUACCAAUCCAUGCACAUUCCCUCCUCCCACUACUCCUCACACUCCCACUACCAACAGACACCUGACCUUCCUUCCUCCACAGCCUCCUCACCCGCCUCCCGCCCUACCCCAAGAGGUCGCUCACCUCCACGCCCUCUCCAGCCAUCCCCCCUGGGUGCAACUCCCCUCUCUGUUUUCCGACGAGAUGCACCAUUCCAGUGCUCCCUGCCCCGCACCAAUACCAGGACCUCUCCUUUCGAGCAUGGCGGGAUCCAACCAAGAGGAGGAUCACUUCGGCAGAGCAGUGGAGGAGGCGAGGGUAACAGCAGGCGGAAGAGGGCGGAGGGCGAUGGGCUCUACAGAGGAAAGCAUGCCUCCCAUAAGCUGAUCAGGGCAGCAACAGUUAGCAGUUAUGCAAAGAGAGAGGACUACAGCUCCGUUUGGGGUGAGGAGGAGGAGAAGUCGCGAGCAGCCGCUCACACAUCCAAAAAGUCCUCCAGCAAACUCUGGAAGGGCUUUGAGGGACGCCUCUGGAGCAAAGAGUCUGAAAGUGAAAGAGAGGAGAUAGACAGGGCAGAGUAUGGCUAUGGAUGGAGAAGGAACAGCGUGGGAAGCUGGAGAAGAGAGCACAGAAGGGUUAAAGCUUCUAGCAGCGGUGACAAAAGGCCUAAAGUAGACAACUCUCCUGUCUUCUCAAAGAAGAGAGGUAAAGAUGAUGGGGAGAGACGCAGCUCAAGCCUCAGGCUUUCCAGACGGGCUCUGUUCAGGAGUGAAUCCCAGGGCUUGCUGGUACCUCGGAACCACAGCGAAGAGCCCACAAAGCGGCCACACUGGGUCUCCUCCUUGGAUGUGGGGCACGGUGGCAUGGGGAUCAGAAAAGACGAAGGGGUCAGACUACUGAGAGCGAAGGAGGAGGACAAACGGCUGUCUUCCACCGCCAGCCUCUUUAACCUCUCUCGUUCUCAGAGCCUAGAAGGCAGCUGCCAUUCACUCUCUCCUCUCUCCUCCCCUUCAUUUUCUCCUUCUCCUCCUCCACGGCUGCCUCUCCAGCGCUCCCGAUCACUGAGGGAUUUGGGAAGGAAAGUGUUUGGCUCAAUGAGGUCGCUUAGUCUCAAACAGAAAUCAUCCAAGAAGUGACUGCUGUACAAAAAAGUGAACUUUAUCGUUUGCGUUGUACAUUCAAAAAUACCAGUGACGAUUAGUAUUAUAUUUGAUGUUUAAAAUAAAGUGCCAUCGUUUUGGAUUUUUAUGACUGAUCUGAUACACUGGCUCUCUAAUACUG